Messenger RNA from Abrus precatorius (Indian licorice), 2004 nucleotides. Its product is annotated as serine/arginine repetitive matrix protein 1. The coding region runs from base 1 to 2004 and encodes 667 amino acids. The record is from RefSeq and is a predicted model, not a curated record. NCBI's taxonomy places the organism in Eukaryota, Viridiplantae, Streptophyta, Magnoliopsida, Fabales, Fabaceae. The transcript is spliced from 4 exons.
AUGGGUAAGGAGUGGAAUUGGGGUGGAAGGUCCUCCAAAAGAGGUGGAGGAGCUGAAACACAAAUCCCUUCCGGUUGCAUGUGUGCAGUCUUUCAGGCCUUUGAUUUUCAUCCUUUUCACUUUUCAUUAAACCACCAACAACCCUCUUUCAAGUCUACUUCUCGCACUCCAGAUGACCCCCGUGUCCCCAAAGGAGCUGAAGCACCUAGGAAUAGCUUGGAAUCAGAAGAUGGUACUGUGUCAUCCAUCUCAAAAGAAGAAAAUUUUAAAAUCCCAAAAAAUAUUCGAAUCAGAACAAGUGGAAGCACAAGAUCAACAGGAAGUUUGAGUGAUUUUUCCUCCGAAAUCAGUGCCUCGCCAGGGACUAAGACACCUACUUUGGUUGCCAGAUUAAUGGGUCUUGAUCUUCUUCCUGAUGCACAUUCCUCUUCCCCAUCUUCUUCAUGCCUUUCCCCUCCAAACCAACAAGGUCAUAGACCACGGCAACACAUCAAAAUAAUGAAACACAGAAACAGCACAGGCAGUGACAACAUAGCCAUUCAUUCCUUGCCUGAGACUCCAAGAAUGUCGUCGGGAAGAAGAUCAGAUGUUGAGCAUAGACUAUCUCUCCAAAUCAACAAGGAGAACAUGGUCCUUGGUGAGGAUUUAGAGGUUCCUCGGCUCUCAUUUUCAAAAAGGAAAUAUGAUGAGAAUAAUAGCAGGAGUCCAAGCCACUAUGCCAGGCAAAUUGUCAAACAGGUUAGAGAAAGUGUGAGCAGAAAAGUUGGGUUAGACAUUACCAACAUUGUCAAAAGCAGAGAUCAAGGAAGGGAAGAAUUUGUUAGCCAAUUCAAAUUCAAGAAACCACCCAAGACAUCAGCGAAUGAAUCCAGCCCAGGAAAGCUCUCAAACCCAUCUCACUCUCCAAGACUCAGCAGAUUCAUAGAUACCAAACACAAACCAAGCACAAAACCACCACCAACUGCUGCAAAAGAUCAAAACACACCCUCACUACUAAAACCACCAUCACCUCCAUCUGUAGGAAACAUUGAAGUACGGCUCUCAAGAGCUUCAACAAAGCCUCAUUCAUUGCCAGAGAAAGAGAUGCAGAACCAAAAAUCUGUCCCAAAAUGCAAGGAAACCCCCCAUAGAAAGUUGAGUUCCCGGCUCAACAAACCUCCACAGACAUCAAUCAGAAACAAGCAAGAAGAGUCAUUUAUCACCCGUCCCCUAUCAGCCACUAAAGCCAAUGACAUCAAAACCAAAAGCAAGAAAACUCAUCCCCUUUCAACCAAUCUUCUCCCUCUCAAGACGGGCCCUUCCCCUCAAAAACAGGUAUGUGAUGACACUACUGAAGAAGCAAAGCUCAGCACACGGUUAUUUAGUUGUUCGCGCCAUGCGUACGAACAAGAAGCGACGCAAACACUCGCAACCCGAGGAACCAACAUCGAUGAGGACAAAUCUCAACGGACCCUGAACACCACCACCGGAGCUGACGAUGAAGGACCAGAAUAUCAGUACAUCUCAGCCAUUUUAAGCCGUACUGGAGUAUACAAAGCUACAAUACCUCAUCUUCAAUUUCAAUGGUUCUCUUCAACACACCCAUUGGACCCUUUCAUUUUUCACCGUCUUGAGCACUAUCCAACAUCUGAUUCCUUUGUUUCCUUGUCUAACAAGGAUAAAGAUUGCAUCUUUAAGCAGAAACACCAUGUGGGUCUACGUUGCAACCGUCGCUUACUGUUUGAUUUAGUCGAUGAGUUGUUGUCGGAGAUUCUGACUAGGCCAAUGUGUAACCGUAACCAGGGAGUAGUGUUAGAUACAGUGUGGAAGAGGAUUCGGAGUUUCCCACGUGCGAAAUGUGAAGUUUUAGAGGACAUUGAUGGGUUGAUAGAGAUAGAAGAGUUAAGAGAAGGAGAAGGAAGAGACUGGUUGGUGGGGGAGAUCGAACGAAACAUAUGGGAGACGUUGGUGCAUGAAACGUUUACCGUUAUGGUUGGUGACGAGGAAGGAUGGGUUUGCACGUAA